Messenger RNA from Exophiala aquamarina CBS 119918, 2040 nucleotides. RefSeq lists its product as uncharacterized. Gene Ontology annotation, molecular function: polyamine oxidase activity; L-amino-acid oxidase activity. The transcript has 2 exons. The record is from RefSeq and is a predicted model, not a curated record. Lineage: Eukaryota; Fungi; Ascomycota; Eurotiomycetes; Chaetothyriales; Herpotrichiellaceae. Bases 1 to 2040 code for a protein of 679 amino acids. Gene Ontology annotation, biological process: amino acid catabolic process.
AUGAGAGCAGGGAUUUCAUUCGUCGUUGCAGGCUUGUCCCUACUCAGGAUAGCCUCAGCAAGUCCACUUCCCAAUGGCGCAGAUAUUGUUCGAUUCAAGGGUCCAUUCAACGUCGAAUCGAAUUCGGUUCAUAAUAUUCAUGUCGAGUGCGCUGAUGCAGCAUGGGAAGGACAUCUCUCCAUAAGUUAUGGCCGGUGUGAUAUGGAGGAGGUUGAAAAUCGACACCAUCAUGUCGGCGAAACAUUUGUCAAACGAGAGGCCUUCCCAGAUCGCUUUAUCUGGGUGACUCCUGCCGAAGUCAUCCACAAUGGCUGUCUGCAUGCCUAUUCAGGCUCGACAUUGGUUGGCCGCUCUGCCCCAAUUGCCGUCUCCAGGCCCCGACGCAAACGGCAGACGAUCUCUGAAGUGGCAGACACAGAAGGGCCCUGGUUCGAUGGUGUUAGCUUCAUGGAAUCGACCGGGAUCUCGACGACCAUGGUCGCUGAGUCCAAGGCAAAGGAGAUUGCCAUCAUCGGCGGGGGAAUGUCAGGAGCCUUCACGGCUCUCUUGCUCCAGUCGGUUGGCGUGGAAAACUGGCACAUUAUUGAGUCCUCCCAACGGAUUGGAGGCCGUAUUCGCACCAAAUACUUGAAUGGCACAAAGCCCGAGGAUUAUCAAUAUCAGGAGAUGGGGCCAAUGAGGUUCCCUGUGUCAGUCCGCUACUCUGAUACGAAUGAAACUCUUGAUAUCCAAGACCACAAACUCGUCUUUGAACUUGCCAGCUUCGUUAACAAGCUCAAUGGAAAUGACUCUGCCCUUGAGGUUAAAUUCAUUCCCUGGAUUCAAUCAUCACCGAACGUGCCUGCGAAUUCCAGAGGGUAUCGACUACCUGAUGGGCGCAUCCCAAGCGCUGCCCAGCUCCGAGCAAACUCGUCAGUGGCAGGUCCAGCGCCACAGUACUUCGACGAGGAGGCCGCCGACGCUGCAGAGCAAGCAUUCGAGGAGUUUCUUAAUGUGACCGCCGAUAAAUUACGUGCAGCCGGACAAAAUGUGUACAAAGCACAUAAGCAAGCCGUUGAGGAUGGCCUCUUUCGAUGGUCGGAGGCGGCUUAUCUGAAAUAUCAGCUUGGUUUAGAUGCCAACCUCACCGACUUCCUUGCUGGGUCUGACAACUCCCCUCUUUGGGGAGAAAUCUAUGACAACAAUUACUUCGCCGCGACAACGUGGCGUACAAUUGACAAAGGUCUGAGUAGCCUUCCGCGGGCAAUCACUCCACUUGUUCAGAAUAAGACAACAUUCGGUCGGAAAGUUGUGGGCUUGACUUGGAAUGAAGAGACGAACAAGGUUGGAGUUAAAUGGCGAGGAGAUGCCUUUGCUCAACUGCCCGAGGUCGAAGAGUUUGACUAUGCUGUUGUUGCUGUUCCUUUCUCGAAAGUCCGCCUGUGGCGCAAUCCGAGCUAUUCAUCCUUGUUGUCCAGAGCGAUAAACACACUGAACUACCAGCAGAGUUGUAAGGUUGCAUUGCAUUAUAAGACACGCUUCUGGGAGCAUCUUUCCCCUCCGAUCAUUGGUGGUUGCGGUAGUACUGACAUUCCUGGCAUUGGAUCGGUAUGUUAUCCAGCAUACAAUAUCAACGGCACCGGACCCGGUGUAAUCCUCGCAUCGUAUCAAUCCGGCACAGGAGCUCGGUCCGUGGCGGCUCUUUCUGAAGAGGAUCACAUCGCGCUCGUCCAGAGGGCCAUGGUUGAGGUCCAUGGUUCGAUAGCCAGCGAGCAAUAUACUGGAAACUAUGACAGGCAGUGCUGGGAGAACGAUGAACAUACUGCCGGCGCCUGGGCUUCGCCAACGCUUGAUAGCCAACCGCUGUAUCUUCCUGCUUACUAUAAGACCGAGUUCAACACCAUUUUUGUUGGCGAGCACACUAGUUACACCCAUGCCUGGAUCUUCUCUGCCCUAGAUUCUGCAUUGAGGGGUACCACGCAAUUGCUAUUGGAGCUAGGUUUGGUAGAUGAGGCCAAAGAGAUUGUCAAUACUUGGAUGGCUCGGUGGAUUACGGUCUGA